UCUCUCUAUCUUCGCUCUUAGAACUUGCACUCGGCCUCUCUGCAAAUUUUCCCGAGAAAAUCAUCAUCGGCCCAAACACCAGCUGAAGGAAAGAAAAGAAAAAAUGAUCAAGACGUUGAGUCCUUAUUCGUCCGCUCCGGCCUCCACGGCCAAGACGGCCGAGAUCAUGUCCCGGUACCGUCCCAUUGCCCCGAAGCCGGAGACGGUACCCUCGGCGAACUCGGCCGCCGCCGAGAGCCCGACGCCGUCGUCGAUGUCCCCCAAGAUCCGGCAAUCUCCGUACCUCCGGAGCCUCUGGCCUCAGCUCCAGGCGCGGCCGACUCGCACCCGGAAGCGCGGGAGGACCGCCAUCUCGCCGCCCGCCAUCAAGAGGCCCAAGGCCGCGGCGGCGCUCGCGGGCAUUCCCCCUCCCUACGCCCUCCCGCCGACGACGAGCCUGUCUCUGCAGGUUUUCACUCACGGCCUCCCGCACAUUCCUCUCGCCGGCCUGAUGGAAAGCCCCCCGGUGGCCCUGGUGGCUUCGGCCGCAGCAGCGAGCAGCCCGAGGAGCCUCGUCACGCUCCCGCUCCUGCCGUGCUCGCCGGAGCUCAACUGCAUGAACACGGUGCGGGGCGAGGAGGCCGCCGCAAUGGACUUGAACGUCAACUCGGCCGUGGAAACAAUCCCGGAGGAGAAGGACCUGCUCCGGCAGCUCCAGGGGCCCGCGUCCGGCGGCGGCAAAGUGAUAUCCCCAAGGCCUGUGCGGCCGGUUGGGUCGAGCAUAACCGUCGGGCGCAUGAGCGAGGACCGGAGGCCAGACUCGCCCGCGCCGCCACGGGCAAGGCAGAAGCCUGAGGAAGUGGAGGAGGAGGUGGAGUCGGAGGCGCUGCCGGCGGUGAUAUCGGACUCGAACAACCGGGUGAGGGUGGUGAACUCGGCGUACAAGGAGAUGGUGGGACAGCCAGAGUGCCCGUGGCUCGAGGCGAUGGGAGGGCGUCGCAUCGGAGGGGAGGUGGCAAUCCGGAUGUGCGACGAGGCGGCUAGGGUGCCGGCAUGGGCGGACGGGUUCUCCUGCUGGGCGAGGAUCGAGUGGGUGGGGAGCGGGGGGGAGAAGAGCUCGGUCAAAGCGUUCUGCGACGCCAUCAGGCUGCGCUGCGAGUCCAAGGACUACCUCUUCACCUGGAGGUUCCACACCAACGCGUCGUCCGAGUCCAGCUCCAGUGCCGUCUGAAUGAAAUCUUUGUUUAACUGGUUAGAACGUGUUGAUUCGCGUCCCGUGCAUAUACAGACUCUUUCUUUAAGUCCCUUAAGUACUAGACAAGACAUCAUUGUAGGUUUUAUGUGCUUCUCCUAUGUAAUGUAAAUAUUAAAGCAUGUCAGGAA
This is a messenger RNA of Rhodamnia argentea, 1362 nucleotides long. RefSeq names its product protein transport protein SEC31. NCBI's taxonomy places the organism in Eukaryota, Viridiplantae, Streptophyta, Magnoliopsida, Myrtales, Myrtaceae. The record is from RefSeq and is a predicted model, not a curated record. The transcript has a single exon. The coding region runs from base 104 to 1210 and encodes 368 amino acids.